GAAUAUUCAGAGAAAAGCGUAACAGUGAGUCUUGAGGGAGGAAUCUGGUAAAUGAAACUCGAUUUUAGACAUGGAAAUCGCCUUUUAAGUGUGAUGCUGGGAAUCCAUGCCUUCAUCCUGCCCCGAGAAGACUAGCCUCACUCACGCGUCUGACCGCUGGAGGAAGGCUGGAACUUUUGAAGGCGCUGCGUCUGGUCGCUCGUAUCCAGUGUGAGUGAACGGUGGGAUGAAACUCUUCUUGUUUGCUUCAUUCCUCACGUGCUGUCACGGACAUAUUCGACCUAGGAAGCCAACGGCAGCUCCAGCUAAUAAUGCGGCGUGAUUGAUCAUUGGCAGGAGACAAUACCCAUCCACUCCUUUCCAUUCCUACAAAAUCGCUGGAUAUCUGUGGGCGAAGAGGCGUUUGUUCCGCGGUGUUUCUCGCUGUGACAGGACUUAUUUCGUUUAGAUCAAUAUGACGUCUCCGGCUAAAUUCCGAAAGGACAAGGAGAUUAUAGCUGAAUAUGAAACGCAAGUUAAAGAGAUCCGAGCCCAGUUGGUGGAGCAGCUUAAGUGUUUGGACCAGCAAUGUGAGCUCCGUGUGCAGCUCCUGCAGGACCUGCAGGACUUCUUCCGCAAGAAGGCUGAGAUCGAGAUGGACUACUCCCGCAACCUAGAGAAACUAGCCGAGAGGUUCCUGGCCAAGACUCGCUACACAAAAGACCCUCAAUUCAAAAAAGAGCAGAAUGUCUUGUCUCCAGUCAACUGCUGGAACCUUCUCUUGGCUCAGGUGAAGAGAGAGAGUCGAGACCAUGCCACACUCAGCGAUCUCUACCUCAACAACAUCAUCCCACGCUUCGCCCAGGUCAGCGAGGACUCAGGACGCCUCUUCAAAAAGAGUAAAGAAGUGGGCCUCCAGCUGCAGGAGGAUCUGAUGAAGGUCCUCAAUGAGUUGUACACGGUGAUGAAGACCUAUCACAUGUACAACAUGGACAGCAUCAACGCUGAAAGCAAGCUGAAGGAGGCAGAAAAGCAGGAGGAGAAACAGAUGAGCCGCAGCAUCCGACACGAGGACAGGCAGACCCCUCGCUCGCCCGACUCCCUGACACACAUCAAGAUAGAGGAGAAACACGUGCGCCGCAGCUCUGUCAAGAAGAUCGAGAAAAUGAAGGAGAAGCGGCAAGCAAAAUACACUGAGAACAAGCUGAAAGCCAUCAAGGCCAGGAAUGAGUAUCUUCUGGCUCUGGAGGCCACCAACAGCUGCGUCUUCAAAUACUACAUCCAUGAUCUGUCUGACCUCAUAGAUUGCUGUGACCUGGGCUACCAUGCCAGCCUGAACCGUGCACUGCGUACCUGCCUCUCGGCCGAGUUUAACGUGGAGACUUCCAAGCACGGUGGUCUGGAGACCAUUGAGAACGCUGCUGAGAACCUGGAGGCCAAUGCAGACAAACAAAGGCUCAUGGAGACCUACAACAACGUCUUCUGCCCUCCGAUGCGCUUCGAUUUCCAGUCUCACAUGGGUGAUAUGGUGGGACAUAUGUGUGCCCAGCUGCCCGUGCAGGGAGAGCUGAUCCAGAGAUGCCAGCAGCUACAGUCCCGCCUGUCCACACUGAAAAUAGAGAAUGAAGAGGUGAAGAAGACAAUGGAGGCCACUCUACAGACCAUCCAGGACAUGGUGACCAUUGAGGACUUUGAUGUGACUGACUGCUUCCACCACAGUAACUCGAUGGAGUCGGUCAAGUCCACUGUGUCUGAAUCUUUCAUGAGCAAACCCAGCCUGGCCAAGAGACGAGCCAACCAGCAGGAGACGGAACAGUUCUACUUCACGAAACUGAAGGAAUUUCUGGAGGGCAGGAACCUCAUCACCAAACUACAGGCUAAACAUGACCUGAUCCAAAAGACUUUGGGAGAAAGUCAGAAGACCGACUACUGCCUUGCCAGCGGACGGAGGAACUCCACUGUUCGGAAACAGGAGUCCAGCCAAAUCAUUCCCCUGAUGGUGGAGAGUUGUAUUCGCUUCAUCAGUCGACACGGUCUCCAUCACGAGGGGAUAUUCAGGGUGUCUGGCUCCCAGGUGGAAGUCAAUGAUAUUAAGAGCGCUUUUGAAAGAGGUGAGGACCCGCUGGCUGGGGACCAGAAUGAUCACGAUAUGGACUCCAUCGCUGGAGUGUUAAAGCUCUACUUCAGAGGCCUGGAGAACGCCCUCUUUCCUAAGGAAGUCUUCCAUGACCUAAUGUCCUGUGUCUCCAUGGAGAACCUCCAGGACAGAGCUGUCCACAUCCGCAAAGUCCUGCUGUCUCUACCCAGCAACACCCUGGUUAUCAUGAGAUACCUGUUCGCUUUCCUCAACCACCUGUCCCAGUACAGUGACGACAACAUGAUGGACCCCUACAACCUGGCUAUCUGCUUCGGCCCCACACUCAUGUCUGUGCCCGAGGGCCACGACCAAGUCUCCUGCCAGGCACAUGUGAACGAGCUCAUCAAAACCAUUAUUAUCCAUCACGAGUGCAUCUUUCCAGGGCCCCGUGAGCUGGAGGGGCCCAUCUAUGACCGUGGAGGAGCCGCUGAGGAAUACUGUGAUAAUCCACACAUUGAGCCCCCUCUAGUGGAUGAACCUGCACCUGACACCGUCUCUGAAAUCCACAACAGUGAUGAUGUAGUAAAGUCAGGGUCCUUGAACGUUUCAGAGUCUGACCCUAUUGAGGCCAUCGCACGUUUUGACUACUCUGGACGCACCAACCGUGAGCUUUCCUUUAAGAAGGGGGCGCCUUUGCUGCUGUACCACCGUGCAUCUGAGGAUUGGUGGGAGGGUCGCCACAACGGCACUGAUGGACUGGUGCCGCACCAGUACAUAGUAGUGCAAGACAUGCCGGAUGGAUAUGCAGGCAGAGGAAGUCCCAAAGCUGACCUAGAGGCUUCCCAUGAUGCUGUGGAAGAGAAGGUGUCCACCAGAGCCAGUGCUAGCUCACCCACUGGAGGUCAUGUAGCUGAUAUCUACCUAGCUAACCUCAACAAGAUGAGAAAACGGCCUGAAGCGACCAGCAUCCGUAGACCAAUCCGGCCAGUGGAGGGACUAGGUGAGGGCUCAUCCGGAGCAGCAGGGGGUUUAAAGACCUCCUCCAUGCCGGCAGGUGGAUAUGCCAAGGAGGGCACAGACAAGCGGCCGGUCAGUGCUCACAGUGUUCUAAACUCCAUCACCCGACACUCCUCUCUGAAGGUAGAAGGUCCUCAGCUCCGCAAGUCCACUCCUGCAGGACGAUCAAAGAGUUUCAGCAAUCACAGACCACUUGACCCAGAGGUCAUCGCUCAGGUGGAGCACAGCUCACAGGACAUUGAGGCGACUAUGAACACUGCUCUAAGUGAGCUGCGAGAGCUGGAGAGGCAGAGCAACGUCAAACACGCCCCUGACGUGGUGCUUGACACUCUAGAGCAACUGAAAAGCGGCGGGGCGGCUGAACAGAGGAGUGUCUGUCUGUCCGCUUCCAGCUCCACCUUCAGAGAUAACAAACCCCCAGCCACCAGACCCAAGCCUGUGGUGUUCCCAAAAAGCAGUUCGGCCGGGGGCAGUCCGGCGAUGGGAUCCCCGACCACCACCAUACCGCCAACACCACCACCCCCUCCACCACCCACCGACAAGUCCUGCCCGACUGAUUUUAUAGGAAAGGGGUCAAACUUUGAGGACGAACGAGCAGUGGAUGUGCUUUCCGAGGACACUUUCUUCCCCUCAGACUUUGGUGCUGGUGCAGCUUGA
Molecule: messenger RNA, 3730 nt
Organism: Sinocyclocheilus anshuiensis
Lineage: Eukaryota; Metazoa; Chordata; Actinopteri; Cypriniformes; Cyprinidae
Gene: srgap2
Product: SLIT-ROBO Rho GTPase activating protein 2
Exons: 25
Coding region: 455-3730 (1091 amino acids)
Biological process (GO): signal transduction
Molecular function (GO): protein binding
Source: RefSeq, a predicted model, not a curated record